Messenger RNA from Moneuplotes crassus, 1613 nucleotides. The record is from the annotation of a GenBank genome assembly. Lineage: Eukaryota; Ciliophora; Spirotrichea; Euplotida; Euplotidae.
AUAAUAGUCAAUAUUAAAUAUUUUUGGCAUAUAUUACUCGUAAAAUGACCGAUAAAUCCCAGAGCCAUAACAUUGGCGCAAGCAAUAAUGGCAUUCCGAGCCAAGAAGGAGUCAAACUUGUCAGACCGAUUCCUAAGAGAUCAGGACCAGCAGCGGGAGUUUCUCCUCAAGUUCCAACUCCGAUUAUGCCAAUAGCUGGCCACCAAAGCAUCGUUGGUUCGGCGAGUGGAGGGAUACAAAGGAGUAUUCAAAUGGGAAGCUCAGCUUCUCCAAUGAAUAACUUUUUCUAUCUAAUGAAUAAUGCAAGCGUGUCUAUGCCAAGUGCGAAUGAGACUGUUCCAUCCCAGCAGCCAGUCUUGCAAUCAAUCCCUCAAUCAAUCAAUAUUGAUCAAAAAGUUGAACUUCCUCGGAACAAAAGAAGGAAGAUUAGUGAAGAUUCAGAAAUUCUUAGUGGUGAAGAUCUCCCAAAGAGAGGCAAGAAUACGAAGAGGGAGAAAUAACCGACAGGCAGCCAUUGAAUGCCGGAAGAAAAGAAAGGAAUAUGUAGCUACACUGGAGGAUACUAUUAAGAAAAUGGAAAAUGAAAUAGCUGAGCUCAAAAUGAAGAUCAAUAUUUAUGAGCAAAGCGAAAAGUUCAAGGUCGUCUCUGAGAAAGAGUCUAUUUUUAGCUACCUAGCUGGCCGAGAUGAGAGGUACUCACAUCUUGAGGCCUAUAUUGAGGAAUAUAACAAGAAGUUUGAAAACAAUGAGGAUCUGACUGAAAUUAACAAGACUUUGCAGGAAACUGUCAACUCCAUCCACAACCGUCACGGUAGUAAGGGUGUCAUCAGGAGGCAAUGCACUAGUUAUUUGUUUAAGAAAAUUCUGACAAAGAUAGUUCCGAGCCAUGUGAGAUAUCUCUGCUCAAGCUGAAUCAACGAGAAUGGGUAUUUCCAGAAAAUCAGGGGUCGUAAGCUUGCAAAAUCGAACAACCCGAUCAAGGAAAGAGGUAAAUUUGGAGAUUUCUUGGAAAAAGCCAAAGAUCCCGACAGCCACAUCUGGAAGGAAGUCAGCUGAAUGGGUCUCAAUGAAGAACAGAUCAGGACUCUCAAGAAGUGCAAGACUCCAGUCAUGAAGAUUAGGGAUAAGAUCUGCAAAGAGAUGCAUAAAAUGUUAGAGAUUAGGAAGAAGCUAAUGACCCUCAGCCAUGAGAUGGAAGGCUGUUUCGACGUUGUCGCGAACAUUAUGAGUCCGCUCCAACAAGCCAGAUUCCUUCUUUAUAUCGAUAAAGUUAAGAACAAGAAGGAAUUGAGCAUUUUUGAGCUCUGGGGCGUCAAAAAGAAUGGGUUCAAAAUAACUAAGCGGGUCAAGAAGGAUAUGCAAGCCCUUCCUAUUAUUAAAUGAGAGUAUGACAUGAUAGUGGCCAAGAAGAAGACCUCUGAGGAGGUCAAAGAAGAAACCUGUAAGGAUAUAAAAGAAGAAAUUGAAGAAAAGGACCCUUUACAGACUAGAGCAAGAGAAGAUAGCCUCCAAUCCAAUGAAAUUGAGUGGUCCUUAGAUUCAGGGGUGCCAGAGUCUGACACUGAAGAAAUCGAAUAAAAACCUAUCAAGAAUGUGUAAUAUUUAUACAUUCC